GCGCGGGGCAUUGUGGGCGGCCGUCGUCGGUUCCAACAUGGCGGCGGGGCCGUAGCGGGCUGAAGGGUUGCCUUGAGGAGGGGGAGAGCGAGCGCGGGAUCGCCGCCCCUCGUCAUGUUGGCGCGGCUGCUGCUGCUGCGGCCGGGGCUGGGCGGAGGGCGAGGCUGCUGCUGCGGCCCUUUGCCCCGGGCGGCCAGGAACCGGCCCCCGCAGGCCUUGCUCGUUGCCAGGUCCUCGGGCAGCCAUGCCAGGCUCUCCUGCUUGCUCCGGGCUCCCAGCCACCUGGCCAAGUUCUCCCCGGCGGUGCUGCUGCUCCUGCCCCGCUGCAGCCUCCUCCCACUGGGCCGGGUUGCCGCCCUGUUGGCAGGCCCGGCGUUGGUGGGACUGGGGACCGGCUUCUGCCGCCAAGUCUUCUGCCAGGAGGCCCGGAAGGUUGAGGUGGUCUGCAUCCCCCCGCCCGAGGAGAAGGAGCCCGACUUCGACUGGGCCCUGUUCUGGAAGUUCCUGCGUCCACAGAUGCUGGCGCUGGCAGCGGCAGUCCUGUUUGCACUGGGAGCCGCACUCCUCAACGUUCAGAUCCCGUUGCUCCUGGGCAAGAUGGUGAACGUGGUGGCGCAGCAUAUGCGUGUGGGGGACUACCUGCGUGUGGUGCGUGAACCUGCCAUGCGCCUCUUGGGCAUCUAUGGCCUCCAGGGGUUGAUGACCUUUGGAUACAUCCUGCUGCUCUCGUGGAUUGGGGAGAAAGUGGCUAACCAUAUGCGCAAGGAGCUUUUUGCCUCCUUUCUCAGGCAGGAAGUGGCCUUCUUUGACGCAAACCAGACGGGGCAGCUGGUGAAUCGCCUGACAGCAGACAUCCAGGAAUUCAAGUCCUCCUUCAAGCUGGUCAUCUCUCAGGGCCUACGCAGCCUCACCCAGACAGUGGGCUGCUUUGUGUCUCUCUACAUGAUCUCGCCCAAGUUGACAGGGCUGCUGGUGGUGGUGAUGCCAUUCCUGGUGGGAAUCGGGGCCUUCAUCGGCACCUCCCUGCGCAAGCUUUCACGCAAAGCCCAAGAACAAGUGGCCAAGGCCACGGCCGUGGCAGAAGAGGCUCUGGGCAACGUCCGGACAGUGCGGGCCUUUGCCAUGGAAACCAAAGAGAUCCAACAAUAUUCAGCUGAGGUUGAUCACUCCAGCCACCUCAACAUGAGCCUGGGGGUGGGCAUUGCCGUCUUCCAGGGGCUCUCCAACGUGGCCCUGAACUGUAUUGUGCUGGGCACCAUUUUUGUCGGUGGCUCCCUCAUGGCUGGGUCAGAGAUGACACCGGGAGACCUCAUGUCCUUCUUGGUUUCCUCACAGACCGUGCAAAGGUCUUUGGCCAGCAUGUCUAUCCUGUUUGGGCAGGUGCUGCGGGGCAUGAGCGCUGGGGCCCGUGUCUUUGAGUUCAUGACUCCCUCGCCAGACACCCCUGUAUGCGAGAGAGAGGAGCUUGCCUGCAGCCUGCUAAGUGGCCGCAUUGAAUUCCAGGACGUCUGCUUCAGUUACCCCACACGGCCGGGCUACCAGGUGCUGCGAGACUUCAGCCUCACCAUCCCCGCUAACAAGACGGUGGCUAUCGUGGGACAGUCUGGUGGAGGGAAGUCCACGGUGGCAGCCCUCUUGGAGCGGUUCUACGAGCCCACGAAGGGGGCGAUAUUCCUGGACGGGCGCGAUAUCUGCACUCUGGACUCCACUUGGCUCCGUGGGGAGAUACUUGGCUUCAUUAACCAGGAACCGGUGCUGUUCAGCACAACCAUCAUGGAGAACAUCCGCUUCGGCAAGCCCUGUGCCUCCGAUGCUGAGAUCUACGCUGCUGCUCGCCUGGCCAAUGCUGAUGAGUUUAUCCGCAGCUUUCCCGAUGGCUACAACACCGUCGUGGGUGAACGUGGAGUGACCUUGUCUGGAGGACAGAAGCAACGGGUGGCCAUCGCCCGGGCCCUCAUCAAGAAUCCCAAGGUGCUGAUCUUGGACGAGGCCACGAGUGCGCUGGACGCCGAGUCUGAGCACGUGGUGCAAGAAGCAUUGGACCGGGCGGUGGCUGGCCGCACUGUGCUGGUCAUUGCCCACCGCCUCAGCACCGUGAAGGAUGCCAACCUCAUCGUGGUGCUGUCAAAGGGGCGUGUGGCAGAGGCUGGAACACAUGCUGAGCUGCUGCGGAAGGGUGGGAUCUACGCAGAGCUGAUCCGGCGCCAAACCAAGGACGGCGCCUGAAGUGGGGAGACCUGCCUAAUGGCCAGAGAGGAAGUGCUGCUCCCCCGGCCAUCCCCUCCUUUGAGUGGGGAGCCUCAGUCUGAAUUCGGAUGCAGCCCCGCCGGAGUUGGCUUGUAUGGGGCAGGGAACAAGACCCAGGGCCCGUUGCCCUGGUGUCUGGAGUUGCGAAGUUCUCCUGCUCAAAAUCUGCCUGAGUCCCAACAGUGAAGAGAGCUUUAUCUCAUUUUAACUUGUGUUUUUUUCAAAUACACUGUUUUGUAUUUGG
This is a messenger RNA of Elgaria multicarinata webbii, 2491 nucleotides long. It is a transcript of the gene ABCB8, whose product is annotated as ATP binding cassette subfamily B member 8. Gene Ontology annotation, cellular component: membrane. The coding region runs from base 115 to 2226 and encodes 703 amino acids. Gene Ontology annotation, biological process: transmembrane transport. The record is from RefSeq and is a predicted model, not a curated record. The transcript has 16 exons. Gene Ontology annotation, molecular function: ATP binding; ATP hydrolysis activity; ABC-type transporter activity. Lineage: Eukaryota; Metazoa; Chordata; Lepidosauria; Squamata; Anguidae.